AUGUCUUCAUUUCGGAUACUCGCGCGCGUUAUGCGCCGCAAUGUCCAGCUGCCUGUACAUGAUUUCUUAGUCCCUGCCUUCUUCCAACCGAGUCAAAGGUGCAUGUCGUCAACUCCGAAGCACAAUGCCGCGACCUCGCCAGACCCGUCCUCCGCGCCCAGCGUUGCGAAGUCGAAACGCAAACCUUUGACCAAGGAGCAGCGCGAGUAUCUCUCCUCGGCUCUUCGAGUGAACCAGGCUGGCGAAUUAGCCGCCACUCUCAUAUAUACUGCCCAGACGCCCCUGCUGGUGAAUGCGCACCCCCACCUCCGACCGUUGAUGUGCCACAUGUACGAACAGGAAGCCGGUCAUCUCAAGACGUUCAACUCCCUGAUAGCGAAGCACCGAGUCCGCCCCACUGCCUUCUACCCAGUUUGGUCGGUCAUGGCAACCGGACUGGGCUGGUCGACAGCGCUGCUGGGACGCGAGGCUGCCAUGGCGUGUACCGAAGCUGUAGAGACGGAGAUCGGGGAGCAUUACAACAACCAAAUACGGGCCCUGCUCGAGAUGUUUGAACAAUGGGAGACCGAGGGCUACGAAGUGGGAGCCGAGUUUCGAGAGCUCAUUAGCACCCUGAGAAGAAUACGAGAUGAGGAACUGGAGCACCUGGACCAUGCCGUUGAGCACGAUGCCAAGAAGGCAGAACCGCAUUGGUUGUUGACCAAUUUCAUCCGGGCUGGGUGCCGAGGUGCCAUAUGGGCCAGUGAGAGGGUGUAG
Messenger RNA from Anthostomella pinea, 756 nucleotides. NCBI's taxonomy places the organism in Eukaryota, Fungi, Ascomycota, Sordariomycetes, Xylariales, Xylariaceae. The record is from the annotation of a GenBank genome assembly.